AUGUCUCUGUUCAGGCGAUUUAUUCCAAUUCACAUGAAACUACACUCUUAUUCACAUUCAUAUUCAGCUAGAAGCUCUAUGGACAAUUACUUUCUUCGUAAACGUAGAAAAUGGCCACUUUCACCUUACAAAACCAAAUGGCAAGAAGAAACCUUAACUCAUCAAUUCGCUAUGCAAAAAUUGGUAGAAUCAACAGCUAACAGAUCUCCUAAAAUCCAUCUUUUAUCAAUUCUUAUCGACUCUUUCUCUACCUACGAAUGCGAUCCAACUCCAAAUGCAUACUAUUUUAUCCUUAAAACAGUUACCAAGAACCCGUCUAUAUGGGAUGAAAUCCCUCUAAUUCUUGAUCAUAUUGGUAAAGUUGAAAAAUUUGAGACACCCGAAUACAUAUUCACUUAUUUGAUUAAGUUUUAUGGGGAUUCUAACAUGACCCAUUUGGCAUAUGAGAUGUUUUUCACUAUGCCAGCUUUUAGAUGUAAACCAAGUGUGAAGUCUUUGAAUUGUUUGAUUUGGGUACUUUGUAAGAACAAUUAUGAUCUCAGAAUUGUACUUCAAGUUUUGGUUAAGAGUCAGUUAUUGAACAUUUGGGUUGAAGAAUUAACUUUUAAGAUUUUGAUUAGAGCUCUUUGUAGGAUUGGAAAAGCGAAUAAUGCCGUUGAUUUGUUGAACUUAAUGGUGAAUAGUGGGUUUAAUCUUGAUGGAAAUAUUUGUUCUUUGAUUUUAUCUACAAUGCCUGAAGUAAAAGAUUGUGAUGGGGUUGAGAUUUGGGGUGUUUUGGAAGAAAUGAGGAAGUUAGGUUAUAGUCCAAAAAGGGUGGAUUUGUGCAAUGUGAUAAGGUUUUAUGUGAAAAAUGAAAAAGGGAUUGAUGCUUUGGAGGUGUUGAAUAAGAUGAAAAUGAGUGGAAUGGUGCCUGAUGUUGUAUGCUAUAAUUUGGUUUUGAAUGGAAUGAUUUUAGAAGGGGAGUAUUCGAAUGCAGAUGAAGUGUUUGAUGAAUUGCUUGUAUUAGGUUUAAAUCCCGAUAUCGUUACCUAUAAUGUGUAUAUUAAUGGCUUGUGUAAGCAGAUUAAAAUGGUCGAGGCAUUAAGAAUGCUUGGUUGUAUGGAGGUUUUGGGGUGUAAACCUGAAACGAACACUUACCACACCAUAUUAGAUGGUUUGUGUAGGUGUGGGAUGUUGUCGUCUGCAAAAGAAGUUUUUGGGCAGAUGAAAUCGAAGGGUUUACAACUCAGUUCACAUAUUUAUGGCGUUAUAAUUAACUGCAUGAUUAGAAAUGGUGAAGUUGACGAAGCGUAUAAUCUGUUACAUGAGAUGGUUGACAUGGGGUUUCUUCCUCAGUCUAUUACAUUUGAUGGAUUGAUCGGUCUUUUGUGCAAGAAGGGUUCGUUUUCUGAGGUGAUGGAAUUGUUAAGCAUAAUGGUCACCAAGAACGUUGUCCCUGGGAUUAGAUCGUGGGAAACAUUAGUUCAAGUGUUUUCUUCUGCAAAAGAGGAAAGAAAUGUAGAAGUAGAAGGUUCUUCUGGAACGAAGGGGGCUAAAUAG
Messenger RNA from Solanum verrucosum, 1539 nucleotides. RefSeq names its product pentatricopeptide repeat-containing protein At2g38420, mitochondrial. The transcript has a single exon. Gene Ontology annotation, molecular function: protein binding. Bases 1 to 1539 code for a protein of 512 amino acids. Lineage: Eukaryota; Viridiplantae; Streptophyta; Magnoliopsida; Solanales; Solanaceae. The record is from RefSeq and is a predicted model, not a curated record.